AUGCCGCUGGACACCUCGACAUACGCGCUCGCGCACCUCCGCCUAGACGGUCGUCGGUGGAACGAACUCCGUCGCUUACACGCUCAGAUUAGCACCCAGGCUGCCGCCGAUGGCUCCUCCUACCUCGAGCAAGGCAACACAAAAGUCCUCUGCACAGUCAGCGGACCACAGGAACAAAAGGGCGGGCGAGGAGGGGCACGCGAUCAGGGUAACGAGGCGAAAGUAGAUGUGGAGAUGAACAUAGCUGCUUUCUCGGGUAUGGACAGGAAGAGGAGAGCGAGGAGUGAUAAGAGGGUGCAGGAGAUGCAGGUCACGAUCGCCAGUGCGUUUCAGAGCACGCUGUUCACACACCUGUUCCCGCACAGUACUAUCACUGUCACUCUACAUAUCUUGUCGCAAGAUGGAUCGUUACUAGCGGCUUGUCUGAAUGCUGCGACGCUGGCACUGAUCGAUGCCGGCAUACCCAUGUCGGACUACAUAUCUUCUGUCACUGUGGCGUCUGCUCCCUCCUCGGACCAAAGUCUAGACGAGAUGGAUCCGCUACUGGACUUGAACGGUCUGGAGGAGCAGGAGCUACCGUUCAUGACGGUAGGCACGUGCGGAAGGGGACCUGGUGGAGGCGAGGAGAAGGUCAUGGUGCUCGUCAUGGAGACGAAGGUGCAGAUGGCGAGACUUGAGGCUAUGCUGAGCGUCGGCAUCGAUGGGUGUAAGCAGGUCCGAGGCAUCCUCGACGGUGUGGUUAGAAGUCAUGGGAAGAGGGUGCUGGAGUCGAAGGUGUCUUGA
This is a messenger RNA of Recurvomyces mirabilis, 783 nucleotides long. It is a transcript of the gene SKI6, whose product is annotated as Exosome non-catalytic core component. Bases 1 to 783 code for a protein of 260 amino acids. Gene Ontology annotation, cellular component: nucleolus; nuclear exosome (RNase complex); cytoplasmic exosome (RNase complex). Gene Ontology annotation, biological process: rRNA catabolic process; U4 snRNA 3'-end processing; poly(A)-dependent snoRNA 3'-end processing. The transcript has a single exon. NCBI's taxonomy places the organism in Eukaryota, Fungi, Ascomycota, Dothideomycetes, Mycosphaerellales, Teratosphaeriaceae. The record is from RefSeq and is a predicted model, not a curated record.